Messenger RNA from Serendipita indica DSM 11827, 3747 nucleotides. The record is from the annotation of a GenBank genome assembly. NCBI's taxonomy places the organism in Eukaryota, Fungi, Basidiomycota, Agaricomycetes, Sebacinales, Serendipitaceae.
AUGAGCACACAAGAUGGGCCGCAAGGCCUCGAGAACGAGGAAAUGACAAUGAUACUCUCUAAUUCGCCUGUAUUAGGCUCGAUUUCGAGCAUCGAACCGCUUGUCGGUGGCGAACUCGACGGGAGCCACAGGUCGCAUGCCGUCGGCGACAAACCAAGUCGUGGAUAUGAGUGGGAAACGACGGAAUAUGGGUUUGGGAUGGGAAUGAGCACUCUUGCAGAGCUCAACGCAUUUGCAAACGAUCCUUUCACGGUGCCCUUGAGCGCCUUGGUCAACGACUAUGGGCUAGAACAUCUGCAACGGGAAGGGCAUUCAACCGCAGUAUCACGCACCUCUUCCGCAAUAUCACGUCCACUGGCGAUUGGCACAAGCGCAACAGCAAAGGACGCUCGAUGGAGCGCAGAACCCUCGAGCCCAGUGCCUUUUGUCUCUUCGCCCUGCUCUUCAGUCGGCUCCUCGACGAACCAGCGUGGCAUACGCAUUGUGACCGGCCUCCCGUCUGCAAACGGCAAGGCGGUUGAAAGGAGACCGCCGUUGGCUUCGCUCGACUCGGCAUGCAGCUAUGACAGCUACACGACUGGAUUCAAUACUCCUGCCACGUCUUUUCCUGGUGACGAUGAAGAGCGUUCCGUCAGGGAUCGCAAGGGCAAGGGAAGAGCGACGACGCAGGUGGCUGCUCUUGUCGACUCGCCGCCGUUUAGCCCCAGUAUUGGGAACGAGGCGCCAAUUCCGUGCACUUCGGUAGCCUCCACAUCGUCGAUGCCCGUCGGCUUGCUGUCGAAUAUGACCAGCACGUCUCCCGAUGGAUUGGGUCAUUAUUCUCCCGACGUCGCAGAUCUAUUACGCAUUCCUCCCUUUGAACUCGAGCGCAAAGAGUUUGAUUGGAACGAGUUUAAACGGUCUUUGGGGCACAACAACGAUGAUCCGUCGUCAUCCUCUGCGUCAACUGCGGCAAAGCAGGCGGAGCCAUUUGUACCCGUCGUAACUGGACUUGGACUGGAUCUCACUCCGUCAAACAGUAGGCUGUACGGUCCACAGGAACUCAUUCGCCAGCGCCCACAAUCCCUCUAUUUCCCCUCGCAUGAACUCACGAGCCCGACGACUAUCGUACAGGCUCCUAGACCAACCCAUAUGACGCUUCAGAACACGGGUUCGACCACUGCAGUAACUAGGAGUACUAAUCGCCGCCACACUAUCUCAUUAUACGAUCCAGCAGCCUCGUUGGCUGCCCAACGAUAUGUUCUACCUCCAAACCGAAGAGUGCAACCAAAUGCAGUCGAAGGAGGUGACUCAGAGCCUGGAACUUCAAGUCGCCAUCGACCCCACUCCAUCUCCAUCGACACGAACGGGGAUCGUAGCUCGAGUAUUCGAAGCCUACCCUACUCGGCCAAUCAGUCGCCCAAACUCAGAAAACAAAAGUUCUCGAGUUGGAUCAAGGGCAAAUCUCCAACGAUUUCGCGAACCUCGAGUAUCGGACCCUCUUCGCCAUCCACCACCACUCGUCAAGUCGAAGAGACUAAGGACGCGUCGAGUCGUCCCAGGAAGCUGUAUAAAGAAAAGGGACGGGCUCAGAGCGUCCCAAGCCCGUUUCCUUAUACGGUUACUCGGGAGUCGAUCCUGCACACCGAUACGUUGGCCAUCUCCCCAACUUUGGAGGAGUCGGAUGUUGUGGCACAGGUAAUCACGCCUGCAGUCGAGGAACCCAUAGUCUCCCUUUUUGAUACUGUUCUCCCUCGUGAGACCAAACUCUGGAUACUCGCUCAGCUCGUCGUCUUACAUCAAGAAGACUUUGAGAAACGACUGCAGAAGGGAGUGUGGUCAACUGCGCAUGCGAAUAGUGAAAGGUGGGUUGGCAAAGAGGCCGGAAUGAGAAAUCUUAUUAAACUCAGUCGAGUCUCCAAAUCUUGGCUUUCUCUUGCACUGGAUGGGCAGCUGUGGCAAUCCUUCGACCUCACAUCGUUCCCAGGACUUUCGUCCUCGUUACUGCUCAAGAUUGCACAAUGCGCAGGCUCAUUCGUACAAACAUUGAAUCUCCGUGGCCAUUCCCAGAUCAAGCCAUCCUCACUUCUAGCCCUCUCGUCUGCACUCUGCAGCGUAUCGAACCCAACUGGGGGUCUGAUUGCACUCGACAGGCCCCUGACCACGACACAACUGACGACAAUUAACCUAGUCGGGUGCAGUGCGCUCACGACGCAGUCACUCCGGUUCCUACUCUUCCGCUCGCCGGGCGUCCAGCAUCUCCACCUGCGUGGGUUGGACUGUGUGACAAACUCAACAUUGAUUGAUGACAUUGGCCCACACUGUCACAUGCUCGUCACCCUCGAUAUUCGACGCUGUACUCAUGUCAGGGGUAUUGCGCUCGCCAGUUUUGCAAUUCGCUGCCUGGACAGGAUGAUCGCAACAAACCGGUCUUCUCCACUGAAGAAUCUCAAGGCGAGCGGACUUCGUGGGUUCAACACAGAAGUUUUGCGUCUCCUUGGACGCGCAUUCCCCCUACUUCAAGUUCUCGAUCUAUCGUACUGCCGCGAUGUCAGCGACGACGGCUUUGCCGCGUUCGUCGAAUGGCCAGCCCUGAGCGGUCCUCCAAGUGUAUUCCAGUCCCCCAUGGAGAUCCCGGAGGAGGAAAGGUGGACGCUAUUUCAUAAAUCGGUGGAGUUGACCUCGCGUGAAGCUGGGUUAGACCCUGCUGAUCCGAGCAAGCAUUGGAGACGUGUUACAUCACUGCGCCACCUGAAUGUCAGUGGCUGUCGCCGCGUCUCUGACAAGAUGUGUACGGCAAUAGCACAUGGCGUGCCCCAACUCGAGUUUCUAGAGAUGGCGGCUGUCAGCUCUGAAGUCAAAGACGACGGUCUGUUGCGCCUAUUCAAGACCACUUCGAAGAUUCGCAAGAUUGAUCUGGAGGACGCAGCAGAUAUCACAGACGCGGUCCUGGAUUGCCUCGUUCCUACACCGAGGACGCCACCCGAUAACGAGACGGUGGCGACAAAGGACGAGGAGCCUCAGCCUGGGGAAAUGCUCGAGCAUCUCGUCAUCUCCUAUGCUGGGCUAAUUUCUCCCGCCGCUAUGGGGCGUGUGGUCAAAGGAUGCAAGCGGCUGCGCGUACUAGAAGCCGACAAUACUCGCAUUACAGGGAGUGUGAUCCGAGACUUUGUCAGCCGACGACGCCAUCGCGAAAAGGGCCUGUUACUGUCGGAGACAUCGGGGAACCCUAUGGAGCAACCGGGGUCGGAAAUUAUUGCCAUUGACUGCCGUGGCGUCUCCGAGGAGUGUAUACGCGACGUUCAGGCAUAUACACGACCGCGACGAGGGUGGAGAGGAUGGGAAGCGCGAGAAUUGGGGUACGAAGACCAGCGAUCUGUCGGUGUGAUGGAUCCAUUAACGGGAGACGUCUGCGGUUCGUUGAUUGGACAAGACGAGUGUGACCCUCACCGGGUGGUUGUAAAGAGCUUCCAUGGGUGGGUGUCCGUGGACGCGGUUGCUGAGCAGCGGACCAAGCUCAAGAGAGGCUCGGGGAUGCCAGGCAAAGGAGAUAUACCAAGAUGGCUCACUCACUGGAGUCUAGGACGACGAGCUGGGCUCGGGUCGAAUGCUGGGACACCGGAGGAGCGAGAAGACCGAGGUGUAUUUAUGAAGAAGGAAAUGGCACGCCUUAAAGAGACUGAACCUGACAUGCCCCAUCGGGACCGCUUCAAACGGGCUGCUCAGGCCUGGCACAACUCCAAGGAGAAUCCAAAGAACAAAAAGUAG